Messenger RNA from Aspergillus terreus NIH2624, 3153 nucleotides. Its product is annotated as bifunctional cytochrome P450/NADPH--P450 reductase. Bases 1 to 3153 code for a protein of 1050 amino acids. Lineage: Eukaryota; Fungi; Ascomycota; Eurotiomycetes; Eurotiales; Aspergillaceae. Gene Ontology annotation, molecular function: FMN binding; aromatase activity; iron ion binding. The record is from RefSeq and is a predicted model, not a curated record. Gene Ontology annotation, cellular component: cytosol. The transcript is spliced from 5 exons.
AUGAUCAAGGAAACAGAACAAAUCCCAGGGCCUAGACCCCUGCCGGUCGUGGGAAACCUCUUCGACAUGGACCUUGAACAUGGUCUAGAAUGUCUCAUUAGAUUGGCCGACGAUUUCGGACCGCUCUUUCAAAUCACUAUCAACGGCGAAAAGCAGAUCUUUGCCACCAGCCAGGCCCUGGUCGAUGAGCUCUGUGAUGAAUCCCGCUUCCAUAAGGCUGUCAUGGGGGGACUUGAGAAGCUACGAAUGCUUGCAAGCGACGGCCUCUUUACGGCAUAUCAUGGCGAGCGCGGCUGGGGGAUUGCUCAUCGGAUUCUGGUGCCGGCUUUUGGCCCUUUGCGUAUUCGAAAUAUGUUCGAAGAAAUGAACGAUGUGGCCCAGCAGCUUUGUUUAAAAUGGGCCCGCCAGGGUAGCUCGACUAGUAUCAAUAUCACAGACGAUUUCACACGCCUUACGCUAGACACAAUCGCCCUAUGCACAAUGAACUUCAGGCUCAAUAGCUUCUACAAUAACGAGACGAUGCACCCAUUUGUCAAGUCCAUGCUCUAUGUGCUGCGGGAAUCCGAUAUCCAGUCCAUGCUUCCGGGAAUCGCAAAUUGCAUCCGAGUCAAGGCACGGAGCCGGAUGUCGAAGCACAUCCAACUGAUGAGGAACAUGGCUCGCGGGAUCAUUCAAGAGCGCCGAGAUCAAGCGGAACCGGUCGAUGACCUCCUCAACACGCUGUUGAACGGGCGGGAUCCAGUCACUGGCGAAGGCAUGAGCGACGACCUGAUUAUCAACAAUGUCAUCACCUUUCUGAUUGCCGGCCAUGAGACCACUUCCGGCCUGCUCUCGUUCACCUUUUACUACCUGCUGCAAAACCCACACAUCCUGGAACGGGCCCAGAAUGAAGUUGACGAGGUUACUGGCGGGGAGCGGAUCACAGUGCAGCACCUGGGACGGCUUACAUACAUCGACGCCAUAUUGAAGGAGAGUCUGCGUCUUAUGCCCACCGCGCCGGCCUUCACCGUCACUCCGAAGAAGCCCGAGGUGCUGGGCGGGGCCUGGGCCAUCGAUGCCGGACAGGCCGUCAACGUGCUGCUGCCGGUCUGCCUACGAGACCGCAGCGUCUUUGGACCUGAUGCGGACGAGUUCCGCCCCGAACGCAUGCUGGAAGAGAAUUUCUCCAAGCUCCCUCCCAAUUCUUGGAAGCCCUUUGGCAACGGCGAACGUAGCUGCAUUGGUAGGGCCUUUGCCUGGCAGGAAGCUCAACUGGUGGUUGCCAUGGUUCUUCAAACGUUUGACCUGGUGCCUGAUGACCCGUCUUACAAACUGCGGAUCAAGGAGACGCUCACUAUCAAGCCUGAUGGUUUCCGGGUCAGAGCCACCCUGCGUCGUGGCCAGAGUGCGACGGGUCUCUCCCAAGGUAGUAUGUCGGCGAGCGGCGCUACGAGUUCAGUGGCAUCGCCAGGUCCUCCAGCCGCGACUGGCGCUCAAUCAAACCCCGCUGGAGGCCAACGGAUCUCCUUCUUCUACGGCUCCAACAGCGGAACGUGCAAAGCCCUCGCUCACCGACUUGCUUCCAGUCUGAUGGGCCGUGGCUUCACGGAGCAGAAGCUUGCCGCUCUCGACACCGUCGUCGGGAACCUGCCAACGGAUCAGCCGGUGAUCAUUGUGACAACGUCCUACGACGGGCGGCCGACAGACGAUGCGGAGGAGUUUGUCCGCUGGCUGGAGAGCAAACGCCCUGUCCUUCAGGGUGUCUCCUACGCCGUCUUUGGCUGCGGCCACCACGACUGGGCCAAGACAUUCUAUCGCAUUCCCAUCCUGAUUGACGACCUGAUGCACAAGGCUGGAGCCACGCGACUGACUGCGCUUGGCACAGCCAACGCUGCCGUUAGUGAUCUCUUCUCGGAUCUCGAAUUGUGGGAAGAAACCAACCUCCUUCCCGCCCUCCGGGAAGCUUUCCCUCCGUCCAACAGCAGCGACGUCGAGUCAUCCGAGCCACACCAACUCCAGAUCUGCGUCAGCAAGCCCAGGAGAGUGGACAUGCACCGGGGCCUGGUGGAGGCAAAAGUCACUGCGGUCCGGACCCUGACCAGCCCGGACAGCCCCGAGAAGCGGCAUGUGGAAUUCCAUGUCCAGGGAGACACCACCUGGCGCCCAGGGGAUCAUGUCAACAUCCUCCCUGUCAAUCCACUCAGCACGGUCUCUCGAGUCCUAGCUUACUUCCAACUCGCGCCGGACCACAGUAUCACCGUCAACUCGUUCAACACGCAAGGCCUUCCGUCCGCCACCCCCGUGUCAGCGACCGAGCUCUUUAGUUCAUUUGUCGAGCUUUCGCAACCGGCAACGAGAAAGAACCUCAAAGCCCUCGCGAUGGCAGCAGAGUCGAAGACAGACGAACAAGAGCUGAUCCGGUUGCACGAUUCCUACGAUGCACUCGUCCGAGACAAACGCGUCUCGGUCUUGGAUAUUCUAGAAAGAUUCCCAUCUAUUUCACUGCCUAUCGGUAUAUUCAUAUCGAUGCUUCCCCCUCUGCGUCUCCGGACGUAUUCCCUCUCCAUGGCUCCGUCCUUCAAACCCUCGCAUGGUUCGCUCACCUUCUCCGUCAUCAACGAACCGGCAUGGAGCGGUAACGGGCAGUACCUGGGCGUGGGGUCAAACUACCUCGCAUCGCUUACACCAGGCUCUCUUCUCUACUUGUCACCACGUCCAGCCAAAGACGCCUUUCAUCUGCCCGCGGACCAGUUCAACACGCCCAUCAUCAUGAUCUGUGCCGGAAGCGGGCUGGCUCCGUUCAUGGGUUUCAUCCAAGAACGCAUGACCUGGCUGAAGCAAGGACGCCCUCUUGCAAAGGGUCUGCUGUUCUUCGGCUGUCGGGGGCCACAUCUCGAUGAUCUAUAUUAUGAGGAGUUAUCUGAAUUCGAAGACGCAGGCGUGGUUGAGGUCCACAGAGCGUACAGUCGAGCUCCGGACGACGUCCGGGCCAAAGGAUGCCGGCAUGUGCAACAUCGGUUGGUGACUGAAGCUGAGGCUGUCCGGGAUCACUGGGGCCGGAAUGCAAUAGUCUACGUCUGCGGCUCGAGCAAUAUGGCCAGAGGGGUACAGACGGUGUUGGAGGAAAUACUGGGGACCUUGCCCCCGGAGCGAUAUGUUGCGGAAAUCUUCUGA